Messenger RNA from Dermacentor andersoni, 2869 nucleotides. Its product is annotated as glutamine--fructose-6-phosphate aminotransferase [isomerizing] 2-like. Lineage: Eukaryota; Metazoa; Arthropoda; Arachnida; Ixodida; Ixodidae. Gene Ontology annotation, biological process: carbohydrate derivative biosynthetic process; UDP-N-acetylglucosamine metabolic process; protein N-linked glycosylation. Gene Ontology annotation, molecular function: L-glutamine:D-fructose-6-phosphate transaminase (isomerizing) activity; carbohydrate derivative binding. The record is from RefSeq and is a predicted model, not a curated record.
GCUUCCGGUGACAACUUCCCUUUCUCGGCUGUGCUCGCCGCUGCACAUGUUUUUCUACGGCAGCAACGCGGUUUGCUUUCAGUGUGCAGCUCGCACAGCACUGACGUGGGUUGCCUUCUCAAAACGCUUCACGAGGUUCGAUACUCGUCGAGAACAAGUUUCAGUACGCUGAAGUGGUCCUUCUGAGCAGCGCCCAAGAUGUGCGGAAUUUUCGCCUACCUGAAUUACCUCGAACCGAAGACACGACGAGAAAUCCUGGAAUGUCUCAUCAAGGGCCUUCAGCGACUGGAGUAUAGGGGCUACGAUUCUGCUGGAAUUGCCUUUGACAAAGACUGUCAGGGCAAUGACAUUUCCAUCAUUCGUAAAAUUGGAAAAGUCAAGGUGCUUGAGGACUGCAUAUGGCAAAAGGAUGACCUGGACAUGGAUCAUGAGCACAUUACACAUGUUGGUGUUGCCCACACACGUUGGGCAACCCAUGGUGCUCCCAGUGACCUCAACAGCCACCCACACCGUUCAGACACCGAAAAUGAGUUUGUGGUUGUUCACAAUGGCAUAAUUACCAACUACAAGGACAUCAAGCAGUUCCUGCUUCAGAAGGGAUGCCAUUUUGAAUCUGACACUGACACGGAGGUCAUUGCAAAAUUCAUCAAGCAUCUCCAUGACACCCAUCCAGACCUAUGCUUUAGGGAGUUGGUGGAACAGGUCAUCCAGCAGCUGGAGGGAGCUUUUGCACUGGUAUUCAAGAGCAAGAAGUUCCCACACCAAUGUGUUGCCACAAGGCGGGGAAGCCCCUUGCUAGUUGGCCUGAAGACCAAGUCCUAUCUCUCAACAGAGUUCAUCCCAGUCUUGUACAGCAAAGCCUUAACAAUGGAGCACAGUGGCGGUUUCUAUUUUGGCACUGGUGCUUUGACCUGUCCGCUGGGGUACCACCGCCCCAGAGAGUCCCACCCACCUUCCAACACGGGAGGUCUGCACCGUACUGCAUCAACAACAGAGUUUGGGCCACCUGGAGAUGACAAGGAGAUUGAAUACUUCUUUGCAUCAGAUGCUAGUGCCAUCAUUGAACACACAAACAGGGUGAUCUUUCUUGAAGAUGACGAUGUUGCAGCUGUUUCUGAUGGUCAUCUGACCAUCCACAGAUUGAAGAGAACACUUGAUGAGAAUGUGAACCGCGAAAUCAUCACUCUAAAGAUGGAAAUUCAGGAGAUCAUGAAAGGAAACUUCAGCUCUUUCAUGCAAAAGGAGAUCUUCGAGCAGCCUGAGUCUGUGAUAAACACAAUGAGAGGGCGUCUCAACUUUGAGAAGGAAUCUGUGGUUUUGGGUGGCAUUAAGGACUACAUCACUGAAAUCAAGCGCUGCAGACGACUACUGCUCAUUGGCUGUGGCACUAGCUACCAUAGUGCCAUUGCUACAAGACAAAUCUUGGAAGAGCUUACAGAGCUACCUGUUAUGGUAGAACUGGCCAGUGAUUUUUUGGAUCGCAACACACCUGUGUUCAGAGACGAUGUCUGUUUCUUCAUUUCCCAGUCUGGUGAGACUGCAGACACUCUCAUGGCACUGCGCUACUGCAAGCAGCGUGGUGCCUUAAUUGUUGGUGUUACCAACACUGUUGGGUCCAGCAUCUGCCGUGAAAGCCAUUGUGGUGUUCACAUUAAUGCAGGUCCAGAGAUUGGUGUGGCCAGCACCAAGGCAUACACUAGCCAAUUCAUCUCUCUUGUGAUGUUCUCCCUGAUGAUGUGCGAAGAUCGCAUUUCCAUGCAACCUCGACGCAGUGAGAUUAUUCAAGGGCUUCACAGGCUUCCAGACCAGAUAAAGGAGGUGCUCAAGCUGGAUGAUGAGGUGAAAGAGCUUGCCCAACACCUCUACCAACAGAAGUCCCUCUUGGUCAUGGGCAGGGGCUACAACCAUGCCACAUGCUUGGAAGGUGCCCUGAAAAUCAAAGAGCUGACAUACAUGCAUUCCGAAGGCAUCCUUGCUGGGGAGCUAAAGCAUGGCCCUCUAGCCCUAGUCGACAAGGCCAUGCCAGUCAUAAUGGUGCUUACACGGGACCCUGUAUUCCCCAAGUGUAUGAAUGCCAUGCAGCAGGUGAUUGCACGUGAUGGACGGCCUAUUGUAAUUUGUGAAAAAGGUGAUGAAGAGACAAAGAAGAUGGCCUUCAAGUAUCUCGAAGUACCUCACACAGUGGACUGCUUGCAAGGCGUAUUGACUGUUAUCCCACUUCAGCUUAUGUCUUACCACAUUGCUGUGCUCAAAGGUUGCAAUGUGGACUGCCCCCGGAACUUGGCAAAGUCGGUCACUGUGGAGUAACCUCUGCAAGAGCCGCUUGCUGGCUGCCACACCUUUGAUGCAAGGCUUCGAGUAAUUGAAAUUGAAUUGUGCAUAUAACUAUACUGUUUGUACACAUCUUCUGUCAACGAAGCUUGGCGUACACUUUGAUAUUCUGAUACCAGCAAGCCUGUGGGCUUAUUGUACGAAUGAGGCAAUGCAAAUAACAGCUGUGAUUCUGUAUUUUAGAAUGAAGCCCCGGUGAGUCUGUUCUGGACUUUCAUAGUUUUGGACAUUACUGUGAUGUAGAAGAAAGUUUUUUUCAUAUUUUAUCUUUCCAGUCUCUCUUCACCGCUAUGUCUUAAAUCUUGCUUUUAUAUUGCUAGGCAUUCAAAAUUCUUGCUUUUUACUGUUGUUAUGUCUACAAGAACACAAUGUAAUCUGGAUUUUCUUUUUUUGCUUGUUCUUGUAUAUAUGUCAGUUUCAGUGUAUUCGUGCAUUGGUUUUAGCCAGUGAUUUGGAGGAUGCACAUUACAUGCAAUUAGUCUUAGAUAAGCUGUAAAUGAAUUUCUUUACGCUUGCUUUAAUAAAAGCUUUUCAUCUA